CAGCGUUACACAACACCAGCGGUGAACGGAGCUGUGACACAGUAAACACGACACUCACGGUGCCCACGAGACACGCAUCUCCCUCUUCUCCUCUCUUCUCUCCUCUCGUCGCGAGCAUAACCCACCGCCAUACCUUUGCCAGGGCGGAUAAGACUCUCUCAGCAACACACCGCACGCCCGCCUCAAUCAUGGCAUUGGACUCUGAAGCACCCGGCUCGGCCUCGUCUGCGCCGCCCUCACCAACGCCCGCAAUCCUAGACCUCGACCCACAAGACGCCACGCGCCUCAACGCGUUCCGCGCCUGGCUCGCGCCCGAUCCGCCGAUCAACGGCCUCGCGCGCGACGACAUCAUCCGCGAAUACAUCGCCCUGACCGAGACGCUGUGCGCGCGCAACCAAACCCUCACCACCUACGCGCACGACCGCUUCCUCGAGGCGCAGGACCUGCGCUCCGCGAAGCUCGACCUGCAGCGCCAGCUCGCGUGUCUCCGGCAGCGCUUCAACGCAUUCAAGUGCGAUGCGGAGAACCGCGAGGGCUUGCUGCGCGGCCUGGUGCCGAAGGAGAAGCUGGUGCUGCAGAUGCCAGCAUCUCGGCGCGACGAGGGCAAGGGCGAGGGCGAGGACGAGGAGAAGAACGGCCUGGUGACGAUGGUGGAGGAGUUUGUCGGGCGGGUGGUGGAGGAGCGCACGGAGAUAAGCGAGCUGAAUACUCGGCUUUCGCAGGAGGGGGAGGCGCUGAGGACGGAGGCGAGGCGCGCGGCGGAGGAGAGGAAGGGGUUGGAGAGGAAGGUGAGGCGGUUGGAGACGGAGGUUAAGGAGGAGAGGGCGCGGGCGAGGCGGUGUGAUGAGCUGGCUGUGCAGGUGGAGCAGGUUAGUAUGCGCGGUGGUUGGAUGCUUGCUCGCUGACGAAGAUGGAUGCGGUGCAGAACGAAAAGCAGCUCGAGACUCUACGCCAGCAGCAAUAUCCGCAACCUCCCCAGGCUCAGAAACCCGCCCAAGACCACGCCUCCCCCUUGGUUCCAGUCCAAAUCCCACCCGCAGUCCAAUCCUCACCCAUCCGCCCCCCACCCCAA
Trematosphaeria pertusa is the source of this 1072-nucleotide messenger RNA. RefSeq lists its product as uncharacterized. The coding region runs from base 189 to 905 and encodes 238 amino acids. NCBI's taxonomy places the organism in Eukaryota, Fungi, Ascomycota, Dothideomycetes, Pleosporales, Trematosphaeriaceae. The transcript has 3 exons. The record is from RefSeq and is a predicted model, not a curated record.